Messenger RNA from Prorocentrum cordatum, 948 nucleotides. NCBI's taxonomy places the organism in Eukaryota, Dinophyceae, Prorocentrales, Prorocentraceae. The record is from the annotation of a GenBank genome assembly.
AUGCCGGUGCCCCCCGCCCCCUCCGCGCGCUCGGACGCCGUCUUCGCGCCGGGCCUCAUGCAGGGCAAGGUGCUCUUCGUCUCGGGCGGCGGCAGCGGCAUCGGCCUCGGCAUCUGCCUGGCCUUCGCGCGCCUGGGCGCGCGCGUGGCCAUCUGCGGGAGGACGGAGGCGAAGCUGCAGGAGGCCUCGGAGGCGAUCCGGCGCGCGGGCGCGCCCGAGGCGAUGUUCGUGCGGGCCGACGUGCGAGACCCCGAGGCCAUGAAGGCGGCGGCCGACGCGGUGGGCCAGAGGUGGGGCAAGAUCGACGUCUUCGUGAGCAACGCCGCGGGGAACUUCAUGUCCCUGGCGGAGGACAUGACCCCGAAGGCCUUCGCGACCGUGCUGGACAUCGACCUCCGCGGCACCUUCCAUGGAGCCCAGGCCGCCCUCCCGUGGCUGCGCCGGGCCUCGGCGGACGGCUCGGGCGCCAUCAUGAUCUCCACCUCCGCGACGCUGCAGUACAAGGCCAUGCCCUUCCAGGGGCACGCCGCGGCCGCGAAGGCGGGCAUCGACUCCCUGACGAAGACGCUGGCCGCGGAGUGGUCCCACGACGGCAUCCGCGUGGUCUCCAUCGCGCCCGGCCCCAUCGAGAACACGGAGGGCGGCCCCACGGGCCGCGUCUUCGGGGCGCUGGCGGGCAGGCAGGACGUCCGGAGGGUGUGCCCGCUGGGGCGCUACGGCACCACGGACGACAUCGCCAACACCGCGGUGUUCCUCGCCUCCGCCGGCGGGAACUACAUCACGGGCACGAACGUCGUGGUCGACGGGCUGAACUGGCAGGCCAGCGGGGCCGCCGACGCCCUGGCCGUGAAGGACAAGAUCCGGGCGGCCAUGCAGCAGCAGCGCGACUCGCGCGCGAGGGGCUCCGGCUCCAAGGGGCACGAGGCCGACAAGCAGUCCCGGCUCUGA